GCAUUAGCAUUAUUUCAUUGUAAACAUUGAGCGGUACCACAUGAAGGUUGGCAGCAAUACUCGAUUGCUGAUCAAGAACUUGCCGCUGUCUCUAGAUGAAGCACAGACUCAGCGUCUAAUAUCGCAGAAAUGUAAAGACAUCGGUUUGGAAUUCACUGACUGCAAGUUGUUAACUAAGUCUGGAAAGGGAAAGACAAAGUCUAUCCUUGGUGAUGAGACGGUGUCACGCGGCCUAUGUUUCGUUGGAUUCGCGGAUGAAGCUGAUGCCACAAAGUUUAAAGACUUUUACAAUGGCACAUACUUCCGUGCUGCUAAGGUUACUAUUGAGUACUCUAGGCCGUUUUCUAGGUUGCCAUAUGCUACAGAAGCACCUACGGAGUCUUCGGAGCGUAUAAUAAAGCGUUCCAAGGAGUCACUAGACGAUGGUGAGGUGGCAACAACACUAGUAAAGCAUGUGAGCAAGUACACCAAGGCUGGUGUGGCUGGAGAGCGGAAGCAUACUGUAUUCGACGAUGCUGGGAGCCAGGACGAUGAGUUGUUACCUGAGGAUGAGGGCGACUCUGUUGCUAUGCUACCCAAUGAGGACGUUGACCCCGAAUCCCUAGAUCGAGUGGUAAUAUUCAACCUCCCGUACAACGUCACUGAAUCUGCUAUCCGUGAGCUCUGCAGGCCCUUUGGUCCUAUAACUGAGGUACAUUUACCGUUGAACAAGUCCCUGGAUACCGAUAGUACCCAGGACAAGCUAACGAAGGGUUACUGUUACGUAACAUGGGUAUUUCCAUCUGAUGCCAUUAAGUUCCGUGAUGCCAAAAACAGAUCAAUUUUUUGUGGCCGUAUAAUUCACGUAGACCUGGCCAAACCACGCAAGUCUAGUGCCAGUGACGGCUCCACUUACGACAUUUUAAAUCGCCGUAUCCGUGAGCGGCAUGCAGAGAAGUCAUCCUACAAGCGCCAAUUGCAGAAAAAGCGCCAAUCCACCUCGGGUGAGAGUAGUAUAUGGAACACUCUGCAUAUAGACAUCAACGCAACUGUUGCUGCAGUAUCCCGGGAACUAGAGUUACAGAAAAAGGAAGUCAUGGAUGAAAACAGUGCUGCUGUGAAUGUUGCCUUAACUGAGACACUGGUGCUCAACGAGUUGACUCGUUGGCUUGACGAGCAGGGUAUUGACUAUAAGCGAUUCCAGGUACAGAAGGACACUGAUGAUGCGGGAUCUGAGGCUGUCACGGAAGUUCAGCGCUCUGAUGACACUAUAAUCAUCAAGAACCUAUCUAAAGAGAGCUGUGAGCACGAGUUGGUUGAGCUGUUUUCUCAAUAUGGCACCUUGAUGCGGCUAUCAAUUUCACCGUAUCAAGUAAUGGGCAUAGUUCAAUAUAUCGAUCCCAAGUGCGCAUCAACUGCAUUUAAAAAGAUGGCAUACAGGCCAUACAAGGGCUUACCCAUAUAUGUGGAAUGGGCCCCUGUCAAGUUAUUCCAUGAGGAUGCGCCAAGGCCAGUUUUAGCAACUACACCUACAACGUUAGACCCCAAGCCUACUGAGGAAGUUGACUACUUCACGGAUACUGUUGGCGACCCUGACAUGGAACACGCCAGCCUUGGGAGCAACACUAGCGUAUAUAUCAAGAACCUGCAUUUCAAAACCCGAAACGACGCUCUGCAGCAUCAUUUCGGGUCUUGCAAGGGAUAUAUAACCAGUAAGGUAUUACUGAAGGAUAAUGACACCUUGUCUAGGGGAUUCGGUUUCGUUGAGUUCGACAGCCUGGUAAACGCCAAAGCUGCAAUUCGCGCUAAGACAGGGUUGAUCAUCGAUGGCAAGGUGAUUGAGAUGUCAAUUGCUAAACGGGUUGAUAAACCCGUAGCCGAGGUACCUGAGCACAAGUUGUUAAAGGCUACUUCUAAGAUUAUAGUAAAAAACCUGGCGUUCCAGGCUACUAAGCAGGAUUUGUACAAGCUGUUCAGCUUUUACGGUAAUGUUAAGUCCGUCAGGAUACCAAAGAGUCUAAAGAGCAACAAUCGCGGUUUUGCUUUUGUGGAGUACAGUAGCAAGCAAGAGAGCGCCAGGGCGGUGGAAUCCUUGCAACACAGUCAUCUCUACGGCCGCCACUUGGUUCUGGAGUUUGCCGAGGAGGAUGAAAACUCGGAACAGGAGUAGAUAAAGCCUGGAAUCUUGUUUAAAUAUGUUGAUCACAUGGUCGCAACCGGGUGCACCUGUUCAGGUAUGUCGCGCGAGUCACCCACCUCGUCUUA
Molecule: messenger RNA, 2244 nt
Organism: Babesia bovis T2Bo
Lineage: Eukaryota; Apicomplexa; Aconoidasida; Piroplasmida; Babesiidae
Product: RNA recognition motif domain containing protein
Exons: 1
Coding region: 41-2149 (702 amino acids)
Cellular component (GO): cytoplasm; ribonucleoprotein complex; nucleus
Molecular function (GO): mRNA binding
Source: RefSeq, a predicted model, not a curated record